GCAAUAAAUGAACAGGCCCAAGCCCAGCCGACAGCUGCUAGCGGUAACCGUCGCCUCACUUCCGCAGCACCGGCGCGGCGACUAUUAGCUAUAGCCGAGUAGGCGCAGCCGCGCACGGCGCACCCCUCGUGUUCCCUUUUCGUCCUUGUUCCUCAACGUCGCCGGUGCGCCCGCCUCCUGCCUCUCUCCCCCUGCGAGCGAUCGUGAGGGGAUCGGGAUGGCCUCCCACCAUUCCGAGCCCCUCGACCCCGCCGACGCUGACGACCCCUCAGAUAACAACCCAGAAUUACCAUGCCCCUCCUAUCAUAUCGUUACCAAACCUGGUCAACUCCCAGUCGAGUUUCUUGAACCCUCAGCUGCCCAGAAGUUGGUAAUUGGAUUUGACUGUGAAGGUGUUGAUCUCUGCCGCAAUGGUGCUCUCUGUAUUAUGCAGCUUGCAUUCCCUGAUGCUGUUUACCUAGUUGAUGCUAUUGAGGGUGGAAAAGAACUUAUUCAAGCUUGUAAGCCCGCACUUGAGUCUGAUCAUAUCACCAAAGUUAUUCAUGAUUGUAAAAGGGACAGUGAGGCUUUGUAUUUUCAGUUUGGCAUAAAACUGCAUAAUGUGAUGGAUACACAGAUUGCUUAUUCUCUGAUAGAAGAGCAGGAGCAGGAAGGAAAAAAGAUGACAUCUGAUGAUUACAAUUACAUAUCUUUUGUCAGCCUUCUUGCUGAUAAACGAUACUGUGGCAUACUAUAUCCUGAAAAGGAAGAAGUCCGUACCCUUCUAAGGCAGGACCCUAACUUUUGGACAAUUAGGCCCUUGUCUGAUAUGAUGGUUCGAGCUGCCACAGAUGAUGUCCGCUUCCUUCUCAGUAUAUAUGCGAAAAUGAUGGAAAAGUUAAGCAAAGUAUCUUUAUGGCGUCUGGCAGUUCGCAGUGAGCUGUACUGUAGGUGCUUUUGCUUAAGCGACAACCAGUUUGCAGAUUGGUCACCUCUUCCUCCUGUCCCUGAUGAGAUAGACACCUUCCGCGCACUGGAUCUGCACGUGUGCAGCCACCUGGAUCCUGUUGACGCCAUCUGGAUGAAAGGGGAGUACAUGGAUGGCCACCUAGAAUGGGUCACAACAAUGACCAGCGGAGGCGCCAGUGGCGGAUCCAGGAUUGGAUCAAAGCAGGGGCUAUAAGUUAAAUCAUGUUUGGCGGAGCCACCAGCGGCCAUUUUAGGGGUAAGUGCCACGACGAUGUUCUCGCAGGCCUGAUGUACUAGUGUGCUGCAGCAGGUCUGCCAUGGUGCUGCUUGAGCAGGGGCGAAACCAGGAUCCAAAAUUAGGGGGGACCAAAUUAGAUUAAGGAGGUUGUUAGAAGCAUUUUUUGCACUAUUUACAUGCAUGAGAAUUAG
Molecule: messenger RNA, 1377 nt
Organism: Zea mays
Lineage: Eukaryota; Viridiplantae; Streptophyta; Magnoliopsida; Poales; Poaceae
Product: 3'-5' exonuclease domain-containing protein / K homology domain-containing protein / KH domain-containing protein
Exons: 8
Coding region: 218-1162 (314 amino acids)
Biological process (GO): nucleobase-containing compound metabolic process
Molecular function (GO): RNA binding; 3'-5' exonuclease activity
Source: RefSeq, a predicted model, not a curated record